This is a messenger RNA of Melitaea cinxia (Glanville fritillary), 913 nucleotides long. RefSeq names its product gastrula zinc finger protein XlCGF49.1-like. Bases 121 to 882 code for a protein of 253 amino acids. The record is from RefSeq and is a predicted model, not a curated record. Lineage: Eukaryota; Metazoa; Arthropoda; Insecta; Lepidoptera; Nymphalidae. Gene Ontology annotation, molecular function: RNA polymerase II transcription regulatory region sequence-specific DNA binding; DNA-binding transcription factor activity, RNA polymerase II-specific. Gene Ontology annotation, biological process: regulation of transcription by RNA polymerase II. The transcript is spliced from 2 exons.
CAUUUAAGUCUGUCUGAUGUUUACGUUCAAGUAAUGAAUCUGUAAAUUAAAUAAGCUUUCUUUCAUGCGACUUAUUCCAGAUAAAUAAUUAUACGUUUCUAAAACAAUAAUAAAAGUAUAAUGGAAGAAAAAACGAAUGACGCACCUAUCUUCAUCGAAGUGACCGAGAAUCUGGACAAUGAUGAUAUGCAGUUCACUUCUGCUCCUGCCAAACGGAUACAAUGUCCCGAGUGUAAUAGAUACACAGCAGAAAAUGAAGAACAACUUGUCCGUCAUAUAAGAAAAAUACACAGAGGCGAAAAUCCCUUCCAAUGUUCAAUGUGUGACUACAGCACAUCUAACAAAGUAUUAUUCGAAGAACACGUCAGAAUACAUCAGGGAAUAAAACCUUACAAAUGCUCAUUCUGCCCCCACACAAACGUCUCAAAGAAAAACCUCAAAAAACACGAACUGAUCCACCGACCAGACAACCCUCUCAAGUGCCCCAACUGUACUUACAUAGCCAAACAUCGUCGGGGCUUAGCGUGUCAUAAAAGAAAGUGUGUGACGGACAAAAACGUGUCCAAAUGUAGCAUUUGUGACAAAAUCUUCGAUGAUAAAGAAGCGUUAAGUUUGCACAAAAAGGCCCAGAAGAAAUGCGAUGAAUGUAACCAUAAGACGUGUACGAAAACUUUGUUAACCGUGCAUAAAAUAAUGGAGCAUGGUAAGCCGGAUAAACGCUUGAAAAAGGUUAAAAAUGAUACGUUCAAGUGUAGUAUUUGUGAAUGGUCGUCGAAUAGUAAGCCGAGGAUAUUGUUGCAUCUGAUUCAUCAUCCGGAUCAAUCGGUUAAUGAGGAUGUUAUCGAUAUAUCGAUAUUAAGGAAUCAUGGAAUUAUGACUUAAUUUUAUAAUGAAAUAAAAUAAUUUUAUAUAA